Messenger RNA from Galendromus occidentalis (western predatory mite), 1742 nucleotides. RefSeq names its product cationic amino acid transporter 4. The transcript is spliced from 11 exons. Gene Ontology annotation, biological process: transmembrane transport; amino acid transport. NCBI's taxonomy places the organism in Eukaryota, Metazoa, Arthropoda, Arachnida, Mesostigmata, Phytoseiidae. Gene Ontology annotation, molecular function: amino acid transmembrane transporter activity. The record is from RefSeq and is a predicted model, not a curated record. Gene Ontology annotation, cellular component: plasma membrane. Bases 165 to 1742 code for a protein of 525 amino acids.
CAGAAGCUCUCCAGACUGACUUAUAUCGCCAGCGAUCUAUUUUCAACCGAUUCUUGUAUCGAACGGGACGACGGAAAGGAGCCACCGAAAGCGAUGACGUGCUGCAGACUCGCCUCAAACGCUGCCUUUCGACCCUGGACAUCACUCUACUCGGAAUUGGACACAUGAUGGGUUCCGGUAUUUACGUCAUAAGCCCGGAGGUCGCAAAAAAAGCUGGUCCGGCCUGCGUGCUCUCAUAUAUGAUCGCAGGCAUUGCAUCGAUGCUCGCAGCGCUGGCCUACGCAGAGUUCGGUGUUCGUUUCCCUCGUGCGGGCUCGGCGUACUCGUACGUCUACUUCAGUAUGGGGGAGUUCCUUGCCUUUAUCGUCGGCUGGAAUGUCAUUCUAGAGAAUACAUUAGCGAUAUCCGCUGUUAUUCAGGCUUGUGGCGCCUACAUAGAUUCACUCAUGAACGGAGCCAUUUCGAAGUUCAUCAUCUCCAACAUCGGUACACUGACAACGGAUGUCGAGCAUUCGUACUUCAACACGGAACCUCGUCUGUUGGCGAUCGCCAUUAUGUUAGUGUUCGUCGUCAUACUCCUGCUGGGCACGUCCGGAACUUCAUCCGUGGGAAACGUACUGUGCGCGAUCAACAUCGGAAUGCUCCUCAUGAUCGUGGCGAUUGGGAUUUGGAAGGGCGACGUCAGGAAUUGGACGAACGCAAGUACCGGCGGUUUUUUCCCAAAAGGCUGGCAAGGGGUUUUCAGUGCGGCCUCGAUGUGUUUCUUCUCGUACGGAGGCUUCGACGCAAUUUCGGCUGCUGGUGAAGAGGCCAAAGAUCCACGGCGCUCAAUGCCAAUCGCCACGAUUGUUGCCAUGAUGACCGUGACGGUGCUCUACACGGCUGUGGCGGCGUGUUUGACUCUGCUAAGAAAUUGGACACAAAUCAGCCAAAACGACGGAUUUCCGGAUGCCAUGCAGCACAAUGAAGUCUACUGGGCUAAGUAUCUUGUAACGAUAGGAGCUAUGUGCGGUAUGACAACGGUAUCUGUCGUGACAUUGUACACGAUUGUGCGGGCGGCCUACUCGAUGGCUGAGGACGGACUCCUAUGCCCAUUGUUCGCCGUUAUCUCGAAAAGGACGCAGGUCCCGCAAUAUUCCAUGUUGAUUUUCGCGUGCGUCUCCACCACGAUCGCGGUUUUUUUCAACAUUGAAACCAUCGUCGACAUGCUUUCGAUCGGGACUCUCAUGGCCUAUAUGAUGGUCACCUGUGGUCUGGUCGUAUAUCGCUACUGUGGGACAGGCGACGUUAGCCUGGAGUUCAGGCGUUUUCCUCGGCUCAAUCGCGUCAGACCUCCGUUUAUCGGACAACGAGCAUUCGUCUACCUGAACUUGGCCCUAAUAAUCGCGUUGAGUUUCAUCCUCUCCUUCGCGGUUCAGGGUCUCUGGAACGAUCCAACCUACCUCAGUCAGAUCACCGCUGGAACACUGAUCCUGGUUCUUACUUCGUUACUUUCCGCGCUCGAGGAAGUUCCUGACCCAUGCCAGACGUACAGGAUGCCUUUGAUGCCGUGGAUGGCGGUCGUCAGCAUCAUGGUGAAUUGUGUGUUGAUGAGCACGCUACCCGGAAUAACAUGGGUACGACUCAUUGUCUGGUUGCUGAUAGGAAGUAUAAUUUACUUCACCUACGGGAUCCGGAACAGCGAGCUAGAACGGAGAUACGCAGCAUGCGGCAAGAAUCCUGAAAAUAAUAUUGCUCUGUGA